UCUGCGGUGUUAUUUAAAAAUGCCUCAGACUUGCCCUUUCCUAUCCCCCUCGCCUCACUCCCUCACGGCUUUCUCCUGACACCAAGUGCCUGUCUCAGGCUCUGAUUCUGGGGAAGCCACCUCCAGACAGACCAUGCAUCCUGUGGUUUAGAAGUUGGGGUUCUGGGAUGAGAGAGUUGUUCCUUGCAGCUCUGAAGUCUCCAAAACUGUGUGAUUCACUGAACCACACAGCAAAUUAGAAGACACCAGGGUCGCUGUGGUUCACCCGCCGCUGGGCUCCCACACACGCAUCUCAGAGCCAGAUUUCACACUGAGCAGCUGCAGACCGGGAAAUCACAGAAAGCACAAUCCAGCCUCAGAUUCCGAGGGGCCUGCUGGGGACUCUGUCCUCCUGCUCGGGAGGGAAGACCCUGAGGCCGCUAUCCCAGCCCAGGUCCUAGCUGCCAUGGAACUCUCAGCCGCCUCCCGCCGGCUGCCCUCCGCACUGCCAGGCAGAUAAGGGUGGUGCUGCCCCAGGAGCACCUGCGUCCCCCUGCCAGGCCAUCCUCCGUGGCCAGCCCUUCUACUUUAGGCCACCUGUGCUGACCCGGGGCCAUGUAGGCCGCACUCACACCUCUGUGGAUAGACACACCGCUGGGGACAUUGCCUCUGCUCUCUGGGGGACCCCGCGCACCACCAUGCCCCAGGGAUUCGCCUGGCUCCACUAUCUCGGGAUCCUCCUCGGCGUGGCCUUGGGGAACCAGGGUCUGGAGGUGUGGCCUGAGACCCAGAGCAAGGAGUGCACCCUCACCGGCUUCCUGCGGGAAAAGCUGCAGUACAAGAGCCGCCUGCAGUACAUGAAACACUUCUUCCCCGUCAACUACCAGGUCAGAGUGCCUUACGAGGGAGUGCUCAGAGUGGCCAACGUCACCAGGCUGCAGCGGGCCCAGGUGAGCCAGCAGGAGCUGCGUUACCUGUGGGUCUGGGUGAGUCUCAGUGCCACUGAGGCCGUGCAGAAGGUGCUGCUCGAACGCCACCCAUCCUGGAAGUACCUGCAGGAGGUACACACUCUGCUGGUGAAUGUCCAGCAAGGCCUCAGGGAUGUGGAGGUCAGCCCCAAGGUGGAAGCGGUGCUGUCCCUUCUGAGUGCCCCGGAGCUGAGCCAGAAGCUGGUGCGGCCCAAAGCCCUGUUGGACAACUGCUUCCGAGUCCUGGACCUGCUGUACUGCUCUUGCUGUAAACAAAGCUCAGUCCUGAACUGGCGGGACUGCGAGGUGCCAAGCUCUCAGCGCCACAGCCCAGAGCCCCUGUCGCAGUGUCUGGCCUCCUAGCUGGCCCUCUGCCUGCCCGGCAGCCCCCGCCUCGCUGCCCUGCUCCUCAGAAUCCCCGGCUGGCACUGGCCACUGAAACUGCCGAGGGCACAGUGGCAGUUUCCUCCCGCCCCCAGGCCUGUGCGGUCGGUGACUCUUGUGGGGCGCACAAGGAGCUCCCAGUUCCACUGGGCCGAGAUGUCCCUGGGUGGCGGUGGGGAAGCCCCCUUGGGGGAGGAACCGUAGAACAGGUGUCUUUUCUCUCAGGGGGAAUCUGCUCCCCUCCAUACCUCACAUGCUCUUCUUACCUGGGGUGGUGAGGGCUUGGGGACACCUGGAGGUGGACGAGACAGAGGCCCCGGCCCCUCUGGGCACUGCCCAGGCUGCCUCCCCCGCCUGAAGGCCGGGCGGUUGCAAAGGUGAGAGUCAUGCCAGGUGGGCGGGUGGGUGUGGAGGGCUGGACGCAGUCGGGCGGGGGAGAAGGCAGAGCCAAGUGCCGUAUCUUGCCACAGUGGAGUGGGUGCUCUUCCAGUUUAUUUUUUCUAUUAAACACCCGCUUUAUUUCGUUUUGGAUUGUUUUGCUUUGCAUCUGCAAGGGUGAACCUGGAGGCGCUGGGAGCCCCUCCUCCCUCCCAGUCCUGCUCCCGCCCACCAAGUGCCACACUUGGGACAAGGGGCGGGCUGGCCGGACCUGGGGCUGAGGGUUCUGACUUGGGAUGGACAGAGCCUGGCCAGGGGGCUGGAGUGGUGGGCAUUUGAGAGACGGAAUUCCUCUAGCCCUGUCCUAGUGGGUGAGGUCCCAGGAAUGGGGGUGUGGGGAUACCCCCCACCCCGACUGCAGUGCCUCCUGGUCACCCUCCCUCCAUUCCUCCCUGGCUCCCUCAGUCCAACUGGCUGCCCCAAGACGGCCACCAGCAGGGAAGGACCCAAAGCCUCAAAGGUGUAGGUCCUGGCACAAGACCAGCCACUCUUGCCCUUGCUACUCAGAGCCCGGGGCCCCCAAGGAGCCCCACCCCCAGACUGGGCUCCAGGGGGAGGGGCUGGGUGCAGGGGGUGCUGUGGGUGGCUCAAGCAGCAGAGGCCAGGAAGCCAGGCGGAGGCAGGGGUGUUAAUUACAGUACAACUUUAUUAAUACUGGGGUCUUCACAGUGCAUUUGUUACUUGUAGCAGUGACUAUUUAAAUCAAGGGCAAGGUGGGCUGGAGGGGAAGGAGCGGAGGAUAAUUUAUCCAAAAACCGACAAAGAGAAAAGAAACAAAAUGGUUCAGAUGGGGUGGGGGGAUGCGGAGGGGGUGACGGGAAGAAAGAGUGAGGGGAACAAGGAGGGGAGGCCCGGGGUGGGAAAAUAAAUUAACAGAAGAACAAGUUAACAACAGCACCAGAAAAGUUACUUUAGUCAAAAGACUUUGAAAAGAAUAUGUCUCUGUACAAAAUGAAAAAUAAAACAAAUGUAAAGAAGUCCCCCAAACCAAAGUCUGUGAUGC
This is a messenger RNA of Phyllostomus hastatus (greater spear-nosed bat), 2772 nucleotides long. RefSeq names its product interleukin 34 (gene IL34). Gene Ontology annotation, biological process: positive regulation of cell population proliferation; positive regulation of protein phosphorylation; positive regulation of macrophage differentiation. The record is from RefSeq and is a predicted model, not a curated record. The transcript has 7 exons. The coding region runs from base 678 to 1310 and encodes 210 amino acids. NCBI's taxonomy places the organism in Eukaryota, Metazoa, Chordata, Mammalia, Chiroptera, Phyllostomidae. Gene Ontology annotation, molecular function: cytokine activity; macrophage colony-stimulating factor receptor binding.